AUGGAGAACGAAAAGGGAGAGAUUGUCGAUCUCUACGUCCCCCGCAAGUGCAGCGCCACCAACCGCAUCAUCAAGGCCAACGACCAUGCCUCCGUCCAGAUCUCCGUCGGCCAGGUUGACGAGAACGGUCGCUACACCGGUGAGAACCAAACCUAUGCUCUCUGCGGUUUCAUCCGUGCUCGUGGCGAGAGUGACGACUCCCUGAACCGCCUCGCUCAGCGUGACGGCUACCUCAAGAGCGUGUGGUCCGCCAACCGUGCGCGGUAA
Messenger RNA from Aspergillus tanneri, 267 nucleotides. RefSeq names its product 40S ribosomal protein eS21 (gene rps21). The record is from RefSeq and is a predicted model, not a curated record. The coding region runs from base 1 to 267 and encodes 88 amino acids. Lineage: Eukaryota; Fungi; Ascomycota; Eurotiomycetes; Eurotiales; Aspergillaceae. The transcript is spliced from 2 exons. Gene Ontology annotation, cellular component: ribosome; cytosolic small ribosomal subunit. Gene Ontology annotation, molecular function: structural constituent of ribosome. Gene Ontology annotation, biological process: endonucleolytic cleavage to generate mature 3'-end of SSU-rRNA from (SSU-rRNA, 5.8S rRNA, LSU-rRNA); translation; endonucleolytic cleavage in ITS1 to separate SSU-rRNA from 5.8S rRNA and LSU-rRNA from tricistronic rRNA transcript (SSU-rRNA, 5.8S rRNA, LSU-rRNA).